Molecule: messenger RNA, 2697 nt
Organism: Panthera uncia (snow leopard)
Lineage: Eukaryota; Metazoa; Chordata; Mammalia; Carnivora; Felidae
Gene: ARHGEF4
Product: Rho guanine nucleotide exchange factor 4
Exons: 10
Coding region: 238-1689 (483 amino acids)
Biological process (GO): intracellular signal transduction
Molecular function (GO): guanyl-nucleotide exchange factor activity; protein binding
Source: RefSeq, a predicted model, not a curated record
GGCGUGUCUCUUCGUGUAACUGAGGAUGCGGAUGCAGCUGUGGACACGGCUGUCUGUGGUUGUCUGGAAAGUGUACGUGUGACUGCCGUGUGCGCGGAACUGGACAUGCGUUUCUGUGUGGGUUGAAAAAUGGGGAGAUGAGUGGGUUCCUGUGCACGUGUCAUCUAUAGUAGCUUUAUCCAGCUCAUCAGUGAUGGCAGUGUGGUCUGUGCUGAAGCACUCUGGGACCAUGUCACCAUGGAUGACCAGGAACUGGGCUUCAAAGCUGGGGAUGUCAUCGAAGUAAUGGAUGCCACCAACAGAGAGUGGUGGUGGGGUCGUGUUGCUGAUGGCGAGGGGUGGUUUCCAGCCAGCUUCGUGCGGCUGCGGGUGAACCAGGACGAGCCUGCCGACGAUGACACGUUGCGGGCCGGGGACAGCGGGGCCAAGGAUGGAAGUGCCGAGGGGCAGAGCAGCAAGGACCAGAUGCGGACCAACGUCAUCAACGAGAUCCUCAGCACUGAGCGGGACUACAUCAAGCAUCUGCGGGACAUCUGCGAGGGCUACAUCAGGCAGUGUCGCAAGCGUGCUGACAUGUUCAGCGAGGAACAGCUGCGCACCAUCUUUGGGAACAUCGAGGACAUCUACCGGUGCCAGAAGGCGUUCGUGAAGGCGCUAGAGCAGAAGUUCAACAGGGAGCGCCCCCACCUGAGCGAGCUGGGCGCCUGCUUCCUGGAGCACCAAGCGGACUUCCAGAUCUACUCGGAGUACUGCAACAACCACCCCAAUGCCUGUGUGGAGCUCUCCAGGCUUACCAAGCUCAGCAAGUAUGUGUACUUCUUUGAGGCCUGCCGGUUACUACAGAAGAUGAUAGAUAUCUCCCUGGACGGCUUUCUGCUGACACCGGUACAGAAGAUCUGCAAGUACCCUCUGCAGCUGGCUGAGCUGCUCAAGUACACACCCCCCCAGCACAGGGACUUCAAGGAUGUGGAGGCAGCCUUACAUGCCAUGAAGAAUGUGGCCCAGCUCAUCAACGAACGGAAACGGAGGCUUGAAAACAUUGACAAGAUUGCUCAGUGGCAGAGCUCCAUAGAGGAUUGGGAGGGGGAAGAUCUCCUGGUCAGGAGUUCGGAACUCAUCUACUCGGGGGAGCUGACCCGUGUUACACAACCACAAGCCAAGAGCCAGCAGAGGAUGUUUUUCCUCUUUGACCACCAGCUCAUCUACUGCAAGAAGGACCUUCUCCGCCGGGAUGUGCUGUACUAUAAGGGCCGAGUGGACAUGGAUGGCCUGGAGGUGGUGGACCUGGAGGACGGGAAAGAUCGAGACCUCCACGUGAGUGUCAAGAAUGCUUUCCGUCUGCUCUGCGGCACCACGGGAGAGAGUCACCUGCUGUGUGCCAGGAAGCCUGAGCAAAAACAACGCUGGCUCAAGGCCUUCGCCAGGGAGAGGGAGCAGGUGCGGCUGGACCAGGAGACAGGCUUCUCCAUCACCGAGCUGCAGAGGAAGCAGGCCAUGCUGAAUGCCAGCAAGCAGCAGGCCACUGGGAAGCCCAAAGCCCUCAGCCGGCCCUACUACCUGGCACGCCAGAAGCACCCGGCACUGCCGGCCAGCCUGCCCCAGCAACAGGUUUUGGUACUGGCAGAGCCCAAGAGGAAGCCAUCCACCUUCUGGCACAGCAUUAGCCGGCUAGCACCAUUCCGCAAGUGAGCCAGCCCCCACCCGACAGCACCGUAUGGACCUGUCCCUCCAGUGGGCCUCCAGCUUUUUCUCCCUGAGGCCCACAGCAUGUGGCCUCCUCUGCCUGUCAUAUGCACUGGAAGUUACAGGCUGAGGGAGGGAACUGCUCGGCACCCCAUUCUUCGUUUCUUCCCCACCACUGGUGCACUGAAGACACCAGCUGGAGGGGCAGGGGCCCACAGCGGUGAGCCUUCCGCCACCCUCUGGACCUCAAUGGGGCCUCCUGGGAGCCACAAGCUCAGAGCCACCGGCCAGGCCAACACGCGUGAGAGGACUGGCCACUCUGGACCCUCUUCUCUGGACAUCUUAUUAUCCUUCCUCCUGCUGUCUCUGGGCAGACUGCCUUCAGCCCCUGCAAAGUUGGGCUGUGUGCCCCUCUGCCCUCCUUCAGGCCGCUGGUCCCCAGCUGGUGGUGCCAGGCAACUUGCAUCCCUGGAGGGUGGGAACCAGAAUUCUGUGCACAAAAAUGUCGGGCCCAGAGCCCACCUCUUUUGCCUCCCAGUCCCUCUCUAGACACUCCUGGCUGCUGGACACCCUCUUCACUUGUGAUGUGUUUAUAGUGGAAAGAAAACAAAACCAUAGUCACUGCAUACUUCUGUCAGGGUUUGUGACCAGUCCACGUGUAGUUGUGGGUUGACUCCAGAACCUGCUCCCAGUCUGUCUGGAUUGUUCUGUUUUUCUAACAUUGGGGAAAAAUAAUUGUUAUUAGUGACACAGAAAGAUUGCCUUACCCUAAGUGAGUGUGAGAAGCCAUAAGGACUGAAUUCUGUGGCCCAGCAUCCAGGACUGACCCACUAACCCAGAGUCCAGUGAGCAUGUGAGUUAAGAGGGAAGCCCAUGUCCUGUGCCGAGAAGGGUCACAAGUACAGCCAGGACCUGGCUUGUGGGUGCGGGAACACUGAGCUGCCCCUCUGGCCUAAGGGAAUUCAGCAGCAUGUACAGUCAGUCACUCUUGCACUAUACCUUCUCCAAGCCAGA